Drechmeria coniospora is the source of this 1683-nucleotide messenger RNA. RefSeq lists its product as uncharacterized. The coding region runs from base 1 to 1683 and encodes 560 amino acids. The transcript has 2 exons. Gene Ontology annotation, cellular component: membrane. Gene Ontology annotation, molecular function: carbohydrate:proton symporter activity. NCBI's taxonomy places the organism in Eukaryota, Fungi, Ascomycota, Sordariomycetes, Hypocreales, Ophiocordycipitaceae. Gene Ontology annotation, biological process: transmembrane transport; carbohydrate transport. The record is from RefSeq and is a predicted model, not a curated record.
AUGACUGAGUACGAUGAAAAGGUGCACACAGUCUACGAGGAGCGCCAGUCCUCGGUGCACACGGCCCAGAAUAUCGACAAGAUCGAAGCACCCAUUUCUUGGAAGGCCUACCUAAUCUGCGCGUUUGCCUCGUUAGGCGGUAUUUUAUCCGGCUACGACUCGGGUUAUUUGAGCAGCGUUCUCGGCCAGCAGCCGUUUAUCGAUGCCGUUAUGGGCCCUGGUCAACCCUUCCUUUCGAGGAUCAGUAUAAGCCUUCUCUGCUAUAUCCCUGUUUGCGGUACCUUCUUUGGCGCAAUUAUAGGUGGUGAUGUUGCCGACUGGAUCGGCCGUAAGUGGACUAUUAUUAUCGCCUGCUUCGUCUACCUAUUUGGGGUUAUCCUCCAGAUGACUACGAGCCCGGGUAACGCAAUGUGCACUAUGGUCACCGGCCUUAUUUUUUCCAGCUUUGGUAUGGCCAUUGUGUCGGCUAUUGUUAUCCUAUACUUAUCGGAGAUUUGCCCUCGUAAGGUUCGCGGUACUAUUGUCGCUGGCUAUCAGUUCUGCAUUACUAUCGGCGACUUGCUAGCCUCGGUUGUAAGCUAUGCUAGCCAGGAUUAUACAACUACAGCUGCCUACCGCGUCCCUAUCGCCAUACUAUUACCUUGUGCUUUAAUUAUUGGUAUCGGUCUCCUCUUUAUGCCCGAAUCGCCUCGCUACUUUAUUAAGAAAGGAAUGGUCCAGAAGGCUACUAGCGCCCUAUCUAGGGUCCGUUGCCAGCCCGAGAGCUCCAAGUAUAUCCAGAGAGAAAUUGCCGAAAUUAUUACGAACGAGGAGUAUGAGAGCGCCCUUAUUCCCUCGACUACCUGGUUCGGCAGUUGGGCCGACUGCUUUAAGGGUAGCAUAUGGAAGUCUAGCUCGAACCUACGACGUACUAUUCUCGGCACCUCCCUCCAGGUGAUGCGGCAAUUAACGGGCGCUAGUUUUAUUUCUGCAUACUCAAGUUUCUUUUUUAUGUCGACUGGCGCUAUUAGCAACGGCUUUAUUAUCUCCCUUAUCUUUACUCUUAUCAAUAUCUGCUCUACCCCCCUAUCGUUCUGGACCGUUGAGCGCUUCGGCCGCCGUACGAUUCUUAUCUGGGGCGGUUUAGGUAUGGUUAUCUGCCAGUUCCUUAUCGCUAUUAUCGGCGUUACCGUUGGCUUUGACUUUACGAUUCCCGACCCGGCCGACCCCUAUAAUAGCCUCGCUAUUAAUGUUCCGGCUGUUAACGCCCAGAUUGCCUUUUUCGCCAUCUUUACCUUCUUAUUCGCCUCGACUUGGGGUCCUUGUACGUGGGUCGUUACCGGCGAGAUCUUCCCCCAACAUAUCCGCUCGCGUGGCGUUGCCCUAUCUACUGCCUCUAAUGAGCUAUUGGAUGGCGUUAUGGCCGUUAUUAUACCACGCCUGGUUCCUUUUGGCCCAGGUAGCCUCAAGUCGUCCAUCUUCUUCGUUUCGGGUAGCUCUUGUAUCUGCGCCUUAGCCUACGCCUACUUCCUUAUUCCUGAGACUAAGGGCCUAUCCCUCGAGCAGGUCUGCAAGAUGAUGGAGGAGUGUUCCCCCCGCCGGUCGGUAAAGUGGAGGCCGCAGAAGACCUUCGCCCGCAGUAUAAGCAGCAGCGAGAUUUUUGAUAAGAGCCUCCCUCCGACCCCCAGCUACGCGCCAUAUUAG